CACCGGACGCGGGCACUUUGAGUCGCCGUGUGCGUGGUUCGCUCUCCGGCCUGGGAAACACGGCCCGCUGCAAGCGUGUCGCUGGCCCCCACGGGCCGACCGCCCGCUCCACGGGCCUCGUUAUAAAAAGCGGCUUUCCAACUCUGCCCGGCUACAAUCCGCUGCUGAGCUCUCCAGACAGCUGACACCACCGCCGACAUGAGCCGCCUGCUGCCCUACGCUGUCUUGUUGGCCCUCCUGGGUCUCACCCUGGCUGCCCCAGCUGAAGAAGUGGCGCCAGCAGCUGAGGCUCCCGCUGAGGAGGCCAAGCCCGCUCCGGAAGGCGACAAGGCGGUUGAGGGACGCACAGGCUUCUACCCGGGCUACGGCGUGGGAGCCUACGGUUCUGGCUUCAACCGCGGUGGAAGCUUUGGCCUCGGAGGCUACGGAAACGCUUACGGAAACGGUGGCUUUGGCUACAACUACGGAGGCACCAACCGCCGCGACUACGGCAAUGUGCAGACCUACGGAGAUCGCGAGACCUUCGGCCUUGCCCAGAACGCCGGCGCCAACCGCCGCUACGGACAGGGCAGCUCCGGAAACGCUUACAACAACCAAGCUUACGGCGCAGGCGGCAACCGCUACGGCGUGGGGUACCAGGGCGGCUACCUUGGCUAGUAACCCAAAGAAUUUACACGAACGCUUUCUGCUUUCAUCACUUCACUCUCGCCUGUCUAUGCAUCGCCUAAUAUGCAACGGAAUCGCCUUGAUCGGCAAAGAAGGAAAUAGGAACCAUUCAGCUUGGUAGAUCAUAGAACAGCACGUAUAAUAGUAUACAUCUCAAUUGAAAAAAAAGCAUCGAUGGGCAUUAGAAGGCAUCUUCCGAGGCCUUCAGUAAGAACACUCUUUCUUGUCCCAAUGAACAGAGAUGUCAUGAAUCAAUUGAAUAAAAAAAGACUAUUUAUUUUCCACAA
Rhipicephalus sanguineus (brown dog tick) is the source of this 953-nucleotide messenger RNA. Its product is annotated as keratin-associated protein 19-2. The record is from RefSeq and is a predicted model, not a curated record. The transcript is spliced from 3 exons. NCBI's taxonomy places the organism in Eukaryota, Metazoa, Arthropoda, Arachnida, Ixodida, Ixodidae. Bases 199 to 657 code for a protein of 152 amino acids.